AUGCCGUUCCCCGCAACGAACACCCACCGGGCUCUAGAGGAGAAGCCCCGGGACCCUCGGAAGAAAGACAUCAUUGACACCGGGGGGAAAAGCGAACGUCCACGGCAUCGUCACCAAGAGCGUAGGAGGAUUUUCGAACCAGGAAAGGCCACCCAGCGAUUCACCAUGCCGAAACUAAAGCGUUAUGAAGCAAAGGAGGACGCAGUCGCGUUCGUUUGCUGCUUUCGGCAAACCAUGAGCUUGCACAAUUUCUCCGACGUGCUCAUGUGUAAGAUUUUUCCCCUUAUGCUGAGUGAGCCAAUCAUGCUCUGGUACAAUCAGUUGAAGCCCAAGUCAAUCACGUGCUUCAACGAAUUAGAAUUGGAAUUCACGAAACGAUUUGUAACAAGUAACGUCAAGCCAAAGACAUUGUCCAUGCUUGUAAACAUGAAGAGGGCGGCGGGAGAAACCUUGCGGCUUUACACGGAACGAUAUUGGGAGGUGUACAACCUGAUCCCCGACUGUGACCAAGGUUUUGUGGCCGAGUCAUUCAUGAAUGGGUUGGACCCUUCUUCGGCUAUGUUUCGUGAUCUCUCACGAAACCCACCGAAGACCAUGGGAGAGCUAAUAACGAUUAUCGAAAAAGACUGCGUGCACGAGGAGGCAGUUGCCAAGCAAAAAGUUUCGAAAAUAUCCGAAUCUUCUAAAAUGUCUCCAGCUGCCAAGAAAUAG
Rhododendron vialii is the source of this 711-nucleotide messenger RNA. RefSeq lists its product as uncharacterized. Lineage: Eukaryota; Viridiplantae; Streptophyta; Magnoliopsida; Ericales; Ericaceae. The record is from RefSeq and is a predicted model, not a curated record. The transcript has 2 exons. Bases 1 to 711 code for a protein of 236 amino acids.